GUUAUUUUCAUCAUGUUGUAAAAAUGUUGUUUUUAGCGAUUUGUGGAUAAACUAUGUAAACGUGACAUAACAGAUCAAUGGGAGCCGAAACAAGUUCUUUAGAAGAGUGUUCCCUUGAACCCCCUGUAAUCCCUGGUUCAGAGACUGAAUGGGAAGUCCGACAUGGUAUCACGUUUGAGAACGACACACCAAUAACAGUUUUUAGUGAGAGAUCCAAGAAAAAGGACAACUUGAGAGUAUUUGAAAGAAAUAUAAAAUUUUUGAAGAGUGUUCGUCAUCCAAAUAUCCUUCAUUACAUCAGAGAUGGAAAGAAUGAGGAUCGUUUCCUUGUUACAGAAAGAGCAACACCAUUGUCACUUGUUCUUGGAGAUUUAUCGUCCAUGGAAGUUGCCUCUGGCAUUUGCAAUAUAAUUUCAGCAUUGUCGUUUCUUCAUGAUAAGGCUAAUAUUUGUCACAACAAUAUCUGUGCUGAUGCAGUUUAUGUCACUGAGAAUGGACAUUGGAAACUUGGUGGCUUUGAAUGUUCCUGUCGUUUUAUAGAAGCUUCCCCAGAGUUCUUAAAAAGUGUUGAAAAAUUUAGAAAUGAAAAUAGCAUAGUCCCUGAAGAAAGGGGAGGAAGUUUGAAUUUAACAACAGAAUUUGGUCAUGUAAGAGAUGUGUAUAGUUUUGGUGUUCUGGUAGACUCCUUACUUGAACAGUUAGAAGAUUUAGAUGAAAUAAUUAAAACUUUUGAACUUAGAAUUCAAGAUGAGUGUUUAAACAGUGAUCCAAAACAAAGACCAAAACUUCACACAUUUCUGGAGGAUAAAAUAUUCAGUAAUGAUUUAUUAUCUUUAUCAACAUUCCUACAUCAUAUUACAUUGAAGAAUAAAGACGAAAGAGAAGAAUUCUACAGAAAUUUACUCCAAAGACUCCAGUCUCUACCUGAAGAAACUGUAGGAAAACAUCUAGUCAAACCAUUGUUAUGUAGAUUUGUUUUAUUAGACAAAACAGCAAGGGAAGUUGUGGCUCCUCAUAUACUGACUCCUAUUAGAGAUUUAAGUAAUGGAAGAUUUGCUCAGAGAAGGGAGAUAACUCCUGUAUUUUCAGAGUCAAUAUACAGAUCAUAUGUCAUACCAGAGUUGUAUAAAGCUUUCUGUUGCCAUGAAAUAAACAUAAGGACUUUAUUACUCAAGUUUUUUCCAUGUUAUGUAGAUUUAUUUGAUAAAGAAAAGUUGGAAGAUAUAAUUUUUCCACAGAUUUUACUAGGUAUUCGAGAUACAAAUGAAGAGUUAGCUGCCCUUAGUUUACACUGCCUAGCAGACAUGAUAUCCAUACUUGGUAGAGAUGUAGUAAUUGGAGGGAGGAGUAAAACAUAUUUCAUUGAAGGUCUGCCAAAGAAUGUAAAUGCUAAUCUACAGGAAAAAGAUCCUGCCAAAAAUAUAAAUGGUGUCAUUGGCAAGGUGAAGUUAAAGGACCUGGCUACCCUUAGCAAAACAAAGACAGAAAGUAAUCAAAGCUCACCUUCAGACAGUAAAAGUAAAGAAGAAAAAAUGAAGGAAGCAAGAGAAAGAAGAGAGCAAAAAAGACUUGAAAGACAAAACAAAAAGAAUUCAUUGACGAAAGCUACAGCAGAUGAGAGAAAUAAAAUUGAUACCAUAGUCAAAAGCGAACCUGUAGACCAGGAAAUAAACAUGGAACUAAACCUUAUAGACAGUGUUCAACCAGAAGUGUUCAGUACAGACAAAGAUGACUGGUCAGAUUGGGAGGAUGAGAAUCAAUCUCUUAAUGAUGAUUGGUCAAAUUCAUCACAUGAUCGUGUGCCAUCACCUUCAAAUUCUAGUGUGACCAAAGAGACAACCCAGUCACUAUCCUCAAAUAAACAUCAUUCCCCCAAUAGAUUUCAUCCUACUGAUACAAGGACUGACUCCAUGGGUUCAACAGAUAAUGACAUUAAUGACAAUACAAGUAAACCCUCCAGCAAAUCUAAUCGUACAUUUAAAAAAUCUGGAAUGUCAUUAAAAGGGAAAGUAAAAACUAUCAAGCCUCAAGCUAACAAACCUCUUGGUGCUGAAUUUGAUAUUCAUAAUGUGGAGAUAAAAGUUCAGGCUCAGAAGGAAGAGGAUUUUUUUGCAGAUAUGAUUCCUGAAAUUAAACCAACUACUCCAAAAGAAAAUUUGUCAUUGAGUUUACCUAAAAGUCCAGUCAGUAGUAGUAAAACUGAGAAAUCCUCCAUGUUUGUUUAUACAGAAGCUGAAGUUGACAAGGACACAAGUGCUAGUGGAUGGGGUGAUGAUGAUGGAUGGGAUGUGGAAGGAUUUUAAUGGAAAUUUGUGGACAAUUUGUAAACCAUUUGCAUAAAUAUUAUGAUUCAUUGGAUAAAUUAUCCUUAUCCAAAAUCUUUUGGUAUCCAAAUAUUUUUGGUAUCUUUUGGUAUCCAAAUAUUUUUGGUAUCUUUAUGUAUCCAAAAUAUUUUUGGUCUUGUGGUGUCAAUAGCUGUUUGUGAUACAUUGUAAAUUUUUAUGUUACUAAAGGCAAAUGUAGUCAGUCCAGGAUGAGGGUUUGUUUGGGGUUUACAGAAUAGAGAAUAAUGGGCAAAAGCUACAGAAAAAUGGACCCAAAAAAUAAAGAAGAGUGAAUUAUAGGGCAAAAGAAUAAAGAUGAGACAAUUAUAGGGCAAAAAAAUAAAAAAUAGAGAAUUAUAGGGUAAAAAAAAUAAAGAAAUAGAGACUAAUGGGCUAAAACUAUAAAUAAGAGAGAAAAAUUGCCUAAAAAAAUGAAGAAUACAGAAAUGAAGGACCUCCCAUCCAGACCCUCCAGAAUGUUACUGCUCAUUUUUGGUACAUGUCUGUCAUCUUUUAUCCUCGUCAUGUCACAUUUAAUAAGUAUUAUAGACUUUUUUGGUAAGUUAGUUUUACCUAAAAAAAGAGGCAGAAACUAUUAAAUCAAAUCGUGAAAAUUGAUUGAACAAAAAGAUUAAGAACUAAUAAAUCAAAAGAUUUUACAUGAGGUUUCUUAUUCAAAACUGUCAUUAAAUUAUCCAAAUAAAUGAAUGAAGUAUUCAAAGUGAUUGAAAUCACUAGUGGGAAAAUUGACGAGUAGUUUGAAUAAUUUCAAAUCAUCAUUAGAUAUAUUAUGGACAAAAAAAAACCUUGAUAUAGCACUAUUGAUGACAGUUGAAUCAACUACAGUUCUUUAGAAGGAUAAGCAUUUUUUUAAGUGGAUAAAAUGAGCUAAAUAUUAGUCAAUGACAUUUGCACAAUAAUUUUGUUUAAAUUUCAUUUUCAUUGUAGUUAAAUAAUGUUUCCUCGUUUCCUGUUUUGUGUAUUCAUCUUUAGAAACAGACGAAAUUACCAAAUAAAAAUUCUUCUAAAUUAAAAUAAAGUUUAUCAAUUAUUCUUGUAGAACAUAAGACCUAUGUAUAGAGGGACUAGUGCACAUUUUUAUUUAGGGGCCAGCUGAGGACCACCUCCGGGUGCGGGAUUUUCUCGCUGCGUUGAAGACCCAUUGGUGGCCUUCGGCUGUUAUCUGUUUUUUGGCCGGGUUGUUGUCUCUUUGACAUAUUCCCCAUUUCCAUUCUCAAUUUUAUAGAGGGAAUGUAAAUUAAGAUCUUUGCCUCACAAAAUCAACCUGGAUAGAGUGUUUUUGGGGCAUCAGAGGAAUACUUUUUUUUCUCCUCUAAGGAUUGCUUAUUGUUAUGGCUUACCCCAUGAGAUUACCAUUAUGUAUUGACAGAGCAUUUUGUUAAAUAAGCAAUCAUUCAGUAAGUCAGUACUGUAAAUUGGAAUGUUCCAGAACUAUUUAAUGAUUUUGUUCUUACUUUACACGGUAAAUUAAGAUAGCAGUAGUGUGAUGCUGUGAAUUUAUUUUUCUGUGAUAUUUUUAAACUGUACAAGAUACAAAGAGCAUAAUUUUUAUGGGUUAAUUAAUAUUCAAUUAGUCAUGGUUAUCAGGUUUCAUCCAUUUUAUGUGAGUCCGGGAUUUUUUAAAGAUUUGUUAUGAUGUUUAAUUUCAACUAUGAAUAAUUUUACAUGAAUAAGCUGCACAAAGAAAACGAAACUGUCAUGAUUUUUUCUCUCCCAUCUUUACCAAAGCAAGUGAGGUUAGUGUUUGCAAAUUAAGUUGAAUUCUGUGGAGUCAUUUAUGUCUGUGGGUUCCUAUUUUCAUGGAUAGCUGGAAUAUUGCUUUUUCCUGGAUAUUUAACUUUAUGGUUUUGCCAAAAUCUGCAUACAAGCUUAUAGAGAAUUUGUACUUCGUUGAACAUUGAAAUUCAUGGUUGACAUAUACCUAUGAAAUCCAUGAAAAUGGGUAUUCUAUGAAUAAUUAUCCACAGUACAUAGUUCUAUCAGAAUAAACUUGAAAGUAGAUAUUAAAGAUUUUUUGUAAGAUUGAAACAGUCAUUCCAAUGUCAUCAGAAAAGUAAUGUCCUGUGUAAGACAACUUUUUGUUAAGAAUUUAAGUUCAUAAAUGAUUGCAGUAAAUGCAUUUCAAACUCAAAGCCAAACUUUGUUUACUUCAUUGAUCUUAGCUGAGGAACUGUAGCUCUUAUAGUUCUAAUGAAAAUUUUGGGAUAAUUUGCAGAUCAAAGAUCCAAAAAAUAACAGAAGAACCACAUGAGCUAGGGUUUCUGCUUCUAAUUAGAACUAGAGAAUGCAGGAUUUUGAAUAGGCAGCUUGUUAUCACUAUACUAAAUAUUAGCUUGCAGUUUUUCUGCAUUUAUGGAUAAAAAGCAAAAACAAUCAUGCAGCUUUUGUGUAAUAGAACAGCUUUUUUUAUUUAUUAUUUAUUUACACAAGAACUGUAGACGACAUAUGUGCCCUAUAUACAUAUACACACAUGUUUAUUGACAGUAAAAAUAUACUGAAUGUUUUUAAUGAUACAAGAAUUCAGCUCUGUAGAAGUGUUUAAUUGUUAACCAUACUAGAUUGCUUAUUAUGGUAAUAUGGUCUUUUCAAAACUACGAGAGAAGGGUAAAACGGAAAUAGAUAAUGUGUUCAGAAUUCAUUUAGUAUGCACACACAUUGUUUAUAUUAAGGUUCUGUUUUACAUUCAUACAGUUAGAUUCUUAUUCAUUUGCAUUUAUUUCCUGUGUGUUCACAUCUUAAGAGUGCUUUCUUAAAUGGUACCUAAUGCUUUAGAGAAAAACAUUAUAUCCAGACAAAGAAUGAUGCACAUAAGCUUAGUGUUUGAAGAUGAUUCUUUUUUUUCAAUUGUAUCAUGACGAGUGACUUUAAGGACUUUUUUCCUUUCAGAAUAUCAAUAAUGAAAAAAACAACUUUUCCCAUUAAUUUUGACUCAUCAAAAGACACUAACGUAAAUACUUUUAUUAAAAUAUCUUUUUUAUAAAUAGGACUUUAUAGGUUUGCAUGUAGUUAAUAAAUUUUAAAAAAAAACGGUAAGACCUUUAUAGUUUAUUUCCAUACACAAAACUUUUGUGGAUUUUUCCCACUUCUUGUUAAGAACUUUUGUUACUAUAUACUACAAUACUUAAAAGAUUUUAUGAUGUUAUCACGAGGCAAUAUAUUUUUCUCGGGAAUUGUGCUAUACAUAUUGUAGGUACUUUCUGUUCUUGUUAAUAAAUAGAGAAUUAUUCUAA
Messenger RNA from Mytilus californianus (California mussel), 5575 nucleotides. Its product is annotated as protein-associating with the carboxyl-terminal domain of ezrin-like. Gene Ontology annotation, molecular function: ATP binding; protein kinase activity. Gene Ontology annotation, biological process: protein phosphorylation. Bases 78 to 2303 code for a protein of 741 amino acids. NCBI's taxonomy places the organism in Eukaryota, Metazoa, Mollusca, Bivalvia, Mytilida, Mytilidae. The transcript has 13 exons. The record is from RefSeq and is a predicted model, not a curated record.